Messenger RNA from Larimichthys crocea (large yellow croaker), 2558 nucleotides. RefSeq lists its product as uncharacterized. Gene Ontology annotation, molecular function: protein dimerization activity. Bases 251 to 2197 code for a protein of 648 amino acids. The transcript has 3 exons. NCBI's taxonomy places the organism in Eukaryota, Metazoa, Chordata, Actinopteri, Sciaenidae. The record is from RefSeq and is a predicted model, not a curated record.
GCGUCAAUCAAUCUAGCCUGAUUAAACCAGCCUAAAUGUGAGACUGGAUACGUAAACAAUCACCACGAGUCAAGACGUACGCCUAAAUCACGUGACACGCCCAUUGAGGCUUGAAUGGGAUCUUGCUGUUUCCGCGCUACGAGAGUCACAACAGCAGUGAAUGGCGAAGAGACACUGUACCAACAAGCGGGCUUUUCGAGGCAUGGAAACAACACUAAGUGUGAAAUGAAGGCGGUCCUGUUGAACUGAAAUGAGUGAUGAUCACAGCAAUGAAGAGGUGUCAGAUGAGCCUCAAGCCACCACAUCUUCAGAUGGGUCGAAGUGUGCUAUAUUGGAUGGAAAAUUCUUCAAAGUUGUAUCUCAAAAUCAAAGUGGAAAGAUUGAAGCGGAGUGCCAACUCUGCACUACCAAGAAAGUAAUUAUUUGUGGCUCGUAUGUCGCAACAACAAAUUUCAAGACGCAUUUGAAAAGACGGCAUCCAGAAAAAAUAGAGGAAUUUGAAAAUCAUAAAAAGGAAUAUGCCAGUGGCCAAAAGAAAAAAUCAAAAACUUUCAGGCAGACUCGUUUGUUCGAUCAUGCCAGCCCAUCAAUACCACAAACUAAGGUUGACUCCCUUGUCAAAUCCUUUAUUGUCAAAGGCAUGCACGCACUUGCCACAGUUGAACAACCCGAAUUCAUUGACCUUGUGCAAGGCCUUACCCCUGGUGCAAAUGUUAUGUCCAGACGCACACUAGGACGAAGGAUUGACGAGGAAUUUCUGGCGAAAAAAGCUGCCCUGAAAGAAAGGCUCAGAAAUGUGCAACAUGUUAGUACAACAGUUGAUAUUUGGUCUACAAAGAAAACCAGCUAUUUGGGAGCAACAGUGCAUUGGAUAAAUGGAGACACACUGGAAAGGCAAUCAGCCGCUCUUGCUGUUAGGCAUUUUCCCAGCCCACAUACUUAUAACCGAAUAGCUGAGCUUUUGGAUGAGAUUCACACAGAGUAUGGGCUGUCUUCAGACACUAUAGUGUCUACAGUGACUGACAAUGCGUCCAACUUCGCAAAGGCCUUUGUGGAGUUCAGUGUCACUGGAAAAACAAGUGAUCCAGAUGAAGUUGAAGAGCUGGACGAAGAACUGACCUUCCUGGUCAUAGACCCUGAGAGAGAAGACACAUCUGAAUGUUCCAUCAUUUUACCACCACACGUCCGGUGUGCAACACAUACACUCAGUUUAAUCUCAACUACAGAUGUCAAGAAAUUGAUCACCAGCAAUGCUACUCUCAGCAGGCUGAAUCAUUCAACGAUGGCCAAGUGCUCAGCACUGUGGACAGCAUCUGGUAGACCAAAGAGUGCUGAAACGCUAGGCGAAGUAAUUGAACAGCAACUGAAGACACCCUGCAUUACAAGGUGGAACUCCCUGUAUGACGCCUUGAGCCAGCUGUCAUUCUUACGUGACAAGCUCCCUAAUGCCAUGAUUGCCCUGCAACUUCCACCAUUCAGGGAAAUGGAACUUGACUACAUUGAAGAAUUUUGCAAAGUGUUGAGACCUAUUGCCAUCUCAAUUGAUCGUCUUCAAGGUCAAACCUCUUGCUACUAUGGCGAGCUUUUGCCCACUCUGUUUGCGAUACAAGCAAAGCUUGACGACCUGCAAGCUUCAAACCUGCGCUUCUGUUCACAUGUGCUACAAGCUACAAUAGCGGGCUUCAGAAAGCGAUUCUUGAACUUCUUGCAGCUGGAGCAUGAUGUUAACGAGGCCAUCUUGGCAACAACAACGCAUCCAUAUUUUAAAAUGCGAUGGUUACCCCCAAGGUUGGCUUUAGAAAAGAAAAGAAUACAACAACUGAUGCUGCACUCAGCUGACGAAAUGGGUCUGCUGUCAGAAAGUGACAUCACAACAUCAAGCACAAGCGAGGGGAAUGACGAAUUCUUUGUGUUUGCUGAUCAAGGACCAGACAACCAGAUGCAGGAUGAAACCCUGCCGAGCCACAGCAAGGCAGAAUUGGAGACCCUGCACUUCCUGGAAGAUCCUAGGAAGGACCUGUCUUCCCUGGAUUCAUAUCCUUUAAUAAAACGUCUCUUUGUUAGAUUCAACACCACACUACCAUCAUCAGCCCCAGUCGAGCGUUUGUUUUCUUUCGCUGGACUUGUCAACCGGCCUCACAGACGCUCGUUGACACCUGAAAUGCUCGAGAAGUUGGUUUUCCUGAAAAACAACUGAACACUUACUGCUCUAACUGGUCUGUGAUUUCUGUUUUGUAGCUUAAUUUUUUUAAUCUUUGGAUUUCAAUUUAGCAACCUCCACUUUUAUUUGCUGUAUGCUCCUCAGUUUCAAAUGCAGACCGAAACACUGACUUUUACAUGUCAUUGUACUCAUAGUUCAGUGCAAGCAAACAAAUUUCAGCUUGAAGAGUACUUUUUUUGAGAAAUAACUUUAAGGUGAUGGAGUACCACCAUUCACAAGCAAUGUUUUGUUGUUAUAAUAAGAAGAAUAAAAGAAAAUCCUGGCAUUAUUUCAUGUGUAUUUUUGUAUUUUCAAAAUACAAAAUACUUGUAUUUUAUCUUGAUACAUUUUCUAGACC